CUCCUCUCUGGCAACGUGUCCAAAUCCUAACAAACUUCCUAAAAAUAUGGUGGCUGCGUGUAGUAUAUAAUGAGCCGGCAGAAGCGCAGCAGGGCAAAGGCUUCGUUUACCGCUCUCGCGCGCCGCCGGCCGCAGGGAGCAAGGAAGAUCGAUCUGGCCGUCGUCGUCGCCGCCUCCGCCCCGGCCGCAGAGAGCUUCGCAGGUUGUGCUGCUUGAAGGCGAGACGAGAUCAUGUCGGUGGAAGCCGCCGAGGGCGCGGAGACGAUGGCGCGCCGCGACUCGCUCUACAGGGACGCGGAGAAGGUCUCCGGCGACAGGCGCCACGGCUCCGGGGUAAGCUGGAGGCAGACGGUGCUGCUGGCGUUCCAGAGCAUCGGCGUGGUGUACGGCGACCUCGGGACGUCGCCGCUCUACACCUACUCGGGCACCUUCCCGAACGGCAUCCGGCACCCGGACGACCUCCUCGGCGUCCUCUCCCUCAUCCUCUACACCCUCAUCCUCCUGCCCCUGCUCAAGUACGUCUUCAUCGUCCUCUAUGCCAACGACAACGGCGACGGGGGCACGUUCGCGCUCUAUUCGCUCAUCUCGCGGUACGCCAAGACCAGGAUGAUCCCCAACCAACAGGCCGAGGACGCGUCCGUGUCCAACUACAGCAUCCAGGAGCCCAGCUCGCAGACCAGGAGGGCGCAGUGGGUGAAGCAGAGGCUCGACUCCAGCAAGGCCGCCAAGAUCGCCCUCUUCACAAUUACCAUCCUCGGCACCUCCAUGGUCAUGGGCGACGGCACCCUCACACCGGCAAUCUCUGUGCUCUCUGCGGUGAGCGGGAUCAGGGAGAAGGCGCCCGACUUGACCCAAUCGCAAGUGGUGUGGAUCUCAGUUGCCAUCCUCUUCCUGCUCUUCUCGGUGCAGCGCUUCGGCACGGACAAGGUUGGCUACUCCUUCGCGCCCAUCAUCUCGGUGUGGUUCGUCCUCAUCGCCAGCAUCGGGGUGUACAACCUCGCCGCCCACGACGCCACCGUGCUCAGGGCCCUCAACCCCAUGUACAUUGUGGACUACUUCCGAAGGAACGGCAAGGAGGCGUGGCUCUCUCUCGGGGGCGUCGUCCUCUGCACCACAGGCACGGAGGCCAUGUUUGCUGACCUUGGUCAUUUCAACAUCAGGGCCAUUCAGCUGAGCUUCAGCUUCAUCAUCUUCCCCUCCGUGGCGCUGUGCUACAUGGGUCAGGCAUCCUACCUACACAAAUUCCCACAAGACGUCGCCGACACAUUCUACAAAUCUAUCCCAGCGGCGAUGUUCUGGCCGACGUUCAUCGUGGCCAUCUUGGCGGCCAUCAUCGCCAGCCAGGCCAUGCUGUCCGGCGCGUUCGCCAUCCUGUCCAAAGCCCUCUCCCUCGGCUGCUUCCCGAGGGUGGAGGUGGUGCACACCUCCAAGAAGUACGCCGGGCAGGUGUACAUCCCGGAGGUGAACUUCCUCAUCGGCGCCGCCAGCAUCAUCGUCACGCUCGCCUUCCAGACCACCACCAACAUCGGCAACGCCUACGGGAUAUGCGUCGUGAUGGUCUUCUCCAUCACGACCCACCUCAUGACGGUGGUGAUGCUGCUUGUGUGGAAGAAGAACAUCGCUUUCAUCGCCGCCUUCUACGUCAUCUUCGGGGCCACCGAGCUGCUCUACCUGUCCUCCAUCCUCUCCAAGUUCGCCGAGGGAGGGUACCUGCCCUUCUGCUUCUCGCUGGUGCUCAUGGCGCUCAUGGCCACCUGGCACUACGUCCACGUCAGCCGCUACUGGUACGAGCUCGACCACGUCGUGCCGGCGACCGAGCUCACAGCGCUCUUGGGUCACCCCGACGUGCGGCGGGUGCCCGGCGUGGGCUUGCUCUACUCGGAGCUCGUCCAGGGCAUCCCUCCUGUGUUCCCACGCCUCGUCGACAAGAUGCCGUCGGUGCACACCGUCUUCGUCUUCAUGUCCAUCAAGAACCUCCCCAUCCCGCGGGUGGCCGCCCCCGAGCGCUUCAUCUUCCGAAGGGUCGGCCUCGCCGAGCACCGCAUGUUCCGCUGCGUGGCGCGCUACGGCUACACCGACCAGAUCGAGGGCGCCAAGGAUUUCUCCGCUUCUCUCCUUGACGGCCUCAAGCUGUUCAUCUAUGAGGAGGCCGCCUUCUCCUGCCAGCAAACCGACGACGACGGCGGCUGCGCCCUGCGGGCAGCGAAGGCGGCCGCGGAGGAGGAGCAGCGGUUCAUCGACGCAGAGUUGGAACGCGGCGUGGUGUACCUGACGGGCGAGGCGGACGUGGUGGCUGCGCCGGGGUCAUCGGUGAUGAAGAGGAUCGUGGUGAACUACGUGUACACCUUCCUGAGGAGGAACCUCAGCGAGAGCCACAAAGCGCUCGCCAUUCCCAAGGACCAGCUGCUCAAGGUCGGGAUAACCUAUGAGAUAUAGAUCGAUGUUUCUUCUGCAGAACAUGUUUGGUGAUAACAUAGUUUUAGCAAAUGGAUUAGUAGUGUAAACCUCUGAAUUUUACAUUGCCCAGAUGAUCUGUACACAAUAUGAGAGUAAUGCUACAUCUACAAAAGGUUACUUGAACCUAAGUAACCUUUUGUAGAUGUAUCAUUACUCAUGCUGUACAACACUUGGGGAAAAAUCUUAUAGAUUGCCUACAUGCUGAUGUGGCAUGAGCUAAUUAGGAAUCACUCACCAUGGUAAUACUAGGCUAGUAAUAAUGGGGAGUAAUUUAGAGUAGUAACAUGCACAUAUUACUAGUCUAUAUUACUACCUUCAUAGUGGGUAGUAAUUUUGUAGACUCAUUUGCAUUGAGAAACACUAUCUGAUGGUAACAUAUUAUGUUACUC
Molecule: messenger RNA, 2846 nt
Organism: Triticum aestivum (bread wheat)
Lineage: Eukaryota; Viridiplantae; Streptophyta; Magnoliopsida; Poales; Poaceae
Product: potassium transporter 19-like
Exons: 9
Coding region: 232-2436 (734 amino acids)
Biological process (GO): potassium ion transmembrane transport
Cellular component (GO): membrane
Molecular function (GO): potassium ion transmembrane transporter activity
Source: RefSeq, a predicted model, not a curated record